AUGGAGAAACCUACCAAAGAUCUUACAAAAUCUCUCGCGGUAGCACACGAUACGAUCGAUACAGUACAAGCCGAUACGUCCGCCAGUGACGACAUCAUGCGUUUUGAAGAUCUCUGGCAUACGACCGUCUGCAUACUGGAAGGGACACUGCAGUCUGGUGACUUGGAUGACCACCUAAAGUUUGGCUGUGGUGAAUUCGGGCUAUCGACAGGGCAUGUUUUCAGCUCGGAGAAAAAGACGUGGUUAUCAGUGAAGAAGAGCGGAUAUGUGCACGAUGGCGCAAAUCUGUUGUUACAGCAGUUCUAACAAAACAAUUGGGAGAUGAUCAGGUGUUGGCACACCAUUGCGGUUGUGGAGAGCUGAAUCAUCAUCGGGGAUUGCGAGUGAAAGACGUGGAACAACCGUGGACCAGGCGAGUGUCGCCACCAGUCAUACUGGUAGUCCUAUCGACUGGACCGAAGACGACAGCGGGAGACGGAGUGCGGGAAUCGGACAGAACGCCGAGGCCCUGUAGUAGCAGUAAGGGCGAGCGCAUGUCUAAGCAUACUGCUCAGAGGUCUAGACCGGCUCCUCAUGGGAUAGGGCUGCCUCGUUUGCUAGCGCUGAGCGGCACAAAAAACGAGACCAAUCAUACCGUUGCUGAAGGCAGCGCAUUGAAACCGUAAACAAAAGACGGGACGAGUUUGUGCGAAC
Messenger RNA from Dothidotthia symphoricarpi CBS 119687, 693 nucleotides. RefSeq lists its product as uncharacterized. Bases 1 to 306 code for a protein of 101 amino acids. The transcript has a single exon. NCBI's taxonomy places the organism in Eukaryota, Fungi, Ascomycota, Dothideomycetes, Pleosporales, Dothidotthiaceae. The record is from RefSeq and is a predicted model, not a curated record.